This is a messenger RNA of Eriocheir sinensis (Chinese mitten crab), 1687 nucleotides long. RefSeq names its product reticulon-4-interacting protein 1 homolog, mitochondrial-like. The record is from RefSeq and is a predicted model, not a curated record. NCBI's taxonomy places the organism in Eukaryota, Metazoa, Arthropoda, Malacostraca, Decapoda, Varunidae. The coding region runs from base 86 to 1378 and encodes 430 amino acids. Gene Ontology annotation, cellular component: mitochondrion. Gene Ontology annotation, molecular function: oxidoreductase activity. The transcript has 10 exons.
CGUCCCCCUGCAGGAGGAGGAGGGGGCGGGGGCGGGGGUCGUCUGCCGCGGCGGUGUGUCGUCUGUUUGUUAUGGUCGCGGCGGAAUGUGCGGCACAGGGUUCGUCUCCCGCCACGGACCAGUCGGUUUUCAGGCCAGUGUGGGGAUGGUGUCCAGGAUGGGGUUGCUGAGGAGGCUGGGCAUGCUGAGAGGGGCAAAGCUUACAGCACUAACACAGACAUCCUUCCCGUGCCAAUGUCAACUGUUAAAAUUGGGCUGCACAUACACUACUGCAACUGAGGAAAAAGCCAAGAGUAGUACUGGCUUGAGAAUGAGAGCAUGGCAGACCUGUGGGUACGAUGGUGUGGAUGGCCUGCAGAUGGAGAGAGUGCGGGUGCCUCCUGUGCUAAGGCCUGGGGACCUGCUGGUUAAGGUUCAUGCAGCCUCUGUCAACCCCAUUGACACAGCAGUCAUUGGCGGGUAUGGCAGAGAGGUGCUGAAUGUGAUGCGUCUGGUUGGACAGCUGGAGCAGGGCAGCACCACAGCCCCAACAGAGUUUCCCCUCACUGUGGGUCGAGACUUUGCUGGGGAGGUGGUGAGUGUGGGGCAUGGGGUUGAAGGUGUGGCUGUGGGGGACAAGGUGUUGGGGGUGGUGAGUCCCCAGGCCCAGGGAACACAUGCUGAGUAUGUCAUCACCUCAGCCUCCAAUGCAUGCCUGAUGCCAGACACAGUCACACCUGAGGAGGCAGCUAGUGUGCCCUAUGCCGGCCUCACCGCUUGGAGUGCUGCAGUGGUGUCUGGUAUGGUGACCCCCACAUUGGCACCACGCACAAGGGUCUUGGUACUGGGGGCUGCAGGAGGGGUAGGAACAGUACUGUGUCAACUCCUGGUGGCAUGGGGAGCUCAGGUUGUGGGUGUUUGCAGCAGUGAUGCAUUAGGCUUGGUGGCCAGCCUUGGAGUGGAACCUCUCGAUUAUAAGGAUCCAGCCACCAAGGACACACUGAUUGCUGAUGGAGGGUUCAAUUUGGUAAUCAAUGCUGCUGGAACAGAUGACCUUGAUUACGUACAUGCUUUGAGGCCCUGGAUAGGAUCUUCGUAUGUCACUCUGUCUCCUCCUCUACUGCGAAACAUAGAUGACUCAGGGCUAGCAGUGGGCCUACUAAAGAGUGUGAAAGAAGUAGUUUGCCGCAACACAUCUUCCCUGUCUGAGGGUCGUGCCUACAAGUGGGCCUUCUACAUGCCCAACCCUUGGGCCCUCAAGCAGAUAACCAAACUGUUGUCAACACACCAGAUCCGUCCAGUGGUUGACAAAGUUUUCCCCUUCACCGAGGCCCCGGCAGCCUACCGCUCUGUGAUGGAGGGGCACGCACGUGGCAAGACUGUCAUCAGUGUACCAUAAGAGGCACCACACAGUAGCAGCCAAUAAAGAGGUGGUCAGGGCCAUUCACAAAUAUUGAGAAUGGUUCAGUAAUCAUAAGUGCCUGAGCAUCAGGGGUAAGAGUGUGCCCUGAGAAGUGGCUGCAUAUGUCAUGUAUAAGGAAUUUACAGGUGAGAUCAUCCCUUUUUUUCUUUCAUUGGUUCAAGAUCAUGUAAGGCCCCUUUCAGACGUAUCGACUUUACGCCGUCCGCCGUCUAGGACCCAGCGCCGUGCAUUCCAGAGAGAGCGCCGUGGUGUCGACGGCGGGCGCCGUUGACACAACGGCACGGC